AUGCGUGGACUAGUCGACGAGACACCUCUCCCAAAAAGACAGUGCAUUACUCCUCAAGAUGAGGAAGAUAAACCGUGGCUGCCAUCCGACAGCGAGGAAGAGGAACCACACCGCGCCCCUAGCACCGACCGCGACGAACCAUGGCUCCCCUCCGACAGCGAAGAGGAGGAUGACGACACCAAAGGCAGCGAACAUGAGAGGCGCAAUGAUCCAGGCAAGGAAGAUCCGGACGACACCAGAGUUGACGGCUUCUCCCGACCACGGAACGCCAUCGGGUCCCAGAGCGGCAAUUCCCGUACCGAUCAUACCAUCAUGAUCGAUGAGGGCCAGAAUACCGCCAGAGACGAUAUCUUUACGACCGCGAGCGGCUUUCCCAGGUCAUUUAACAGAAAGCUAUACUUCCACUGGGUUAUCGACAGACAUAAAUCUUGGGUAAAACCCGAAGACCAGCCGAAAGGGAAGGAUAGAACAAAACAAAUCUGCGCUACGUUUGAUAUAAGCGACCAAGGAGACAUCUCAAGAAACCUAUGGAGCUCGCAGUGGCGGACAGGAACCGUUUCGUUCAACAGGUCCGAUAAAGCGCUCAACUUCCCCAAUGAAGAUUUUACGACGUACCCAUGGGGCCUUCCCGCCCAGAAACUGUAUCAAGCAGUUGAGAAACGCGGUCGUUUUCAGGCAGACACUCCUUAUGAGAAACCUUUCCGAGACCUACUUUGGCGCAUUGAAGAGUGGUACUUCUGUCAAACGCAGGCUGAAUAUGACACCCUCAAAAUCCUGGAUAUUACCGAAUGGGGCUAA
This is a messenger RNA of Aspergillus pseudoviridinutans, 798 nucleotides long. RefSeq lists its product as uncharacterized. Lineage: Eukaryota; Fungi; Ascomycota; Eurotiomycetes; Eurotiales; Aspergillaceae. The transcript has 2 exons. Bases 1 to 798 code for a protein of 265 amino acids. The record is from RefSeq and is a predicted model, not a curated record.